This is a messenger RNA of Melanotaenia boesemani (Boeseman's rainbowfish), 1989 nucleotides long. RefSeq names its product neural Wiskott-Aldrich syndrome protein-like. The record is from RefSeq and is a predicted model, not a curated record. Lineage: Eukaryota; Metazoa; Chordata; Actinopteri; Atheriniformes; Melanotaeniidae. The transcript has 10 exons. Gene Ontology annotation, molecular function: actin binding. The coding region runs from base 315 to 1895 and encodes 526 amino acids. Gene Ontology annotation, biological process: actin filament organization.
UUGGAUGCGCCCACAGCCUCUGCAGCUGCUGGAGUUUCCGAAUCAAAGUUAAGCGUCUGUCCACCUAGAGACAUUUUAUCUUUCGUUUUCACCAAAUGGAAAAUAAAAAGUGUCCUAUUUAGCUGGAGCACGCGUGGAAAACAGCCCGCAUCCUCCUCUUCCGCUCUCCUGCCUGGAGUCGGACCGAGCGGAGAUGAUCCGGUUGCAGGCCACAGCAACCGGAGCCCGCAUGGAUGUUCUGUAGUUAGUAGUGAAGCUGCGCCCAGUCUUGGGAUAACUGCAUCGUAUCCGGGUAACUAGAAGACUUCGGAACCAUGAACAGCCAUCCUCCGCCCCGCAGGGCUCCCAACGCCGGAUCCUUGCUCUUGACCCCGCAGGAGAAUGAGUGCUUGUUCGGUUACCUGGGCAGGAAAUGUACCACUCUGUGUUCGGCGGUGGUCCAGGUGUAUGGGGCCGAGCGCGGUUGCAGCUGGGUGAAAAGGUGCUGUGGAGUGGUCUGCCUGGUCAAAGACAACCCCCAGAGAUCCUACUUCAUCAGGGUGUUUGAUAUCAAGGAAGGGAAAACUAUGUUUGAACAAGAACUCUACCACAACUUCUCUAUCAGCAACUCCAGACCCUACUUCAUAUCAUUCGCAGGGGAUAGCUGUCAGAUUGGCCUGAACUUUGCAAGUGAAGAAGAAGCCAAACGAUUCAGAGCAGCAAUCAAUGACCUGAUCAACAGACGGCAGCGGAAAACAGGUCCAACUCUUCCCAUGGCCACCGUGGACAUCAAGAACCCAGAGAUCAACAAUGUGCGAUUCCACAACUCGCACAGCCAUCAGCAGCCAUACCACCUCAACAACAUGCUGAGCCACGGCGGCCUGAUCCGGAGGGACAAGAAGACCAAGGGCAAGAAGAAAAAGCUGACCAAGGCCGACAUUGGCACACCCAGCAACUUUCAGCACAUUGGUCACGUGGGCUGGGAUCCAAACACAGGUUUUGAUCUGAACAAUCUGGAUCCUGAGCUGAAGAACCUGUUCGACAUGUGUGGCAUCUCAGAGGCUCAGCUGAAGGACCGAGAGACAUCGAAAGUCAUUUAUGACUUCAUUGAGAAGAAAGGAGGGGUGGAGGCAGUCAAAAAUGAGCUGAGGCGGCAAGCACCCCCUCCACCUCCUUCCCGUGGUGGCCUCCCUCCUCCACCACUUCCUCAGAGUUCUGCCCCACCCCCACCCCCACCAUCCAGAGGGGGUCGAGGAGCUCCUCCUCCUCCUCCUCCAUCCAGAGCACCAGCUUCAGCUCCUCCUCCCCCACCUCCCUCGAGACCAGGAACUCUGGGGGCCCCACCUCCCCCUCCACCACCCAACAGGGGAGGUCACCAGCCCCCUCCUCCACCCCACCACCACCACCACCAGCCUCCCCCACCUCCUCCACCUCCAUCAUCCUCCAUUGCUCCACAAGCCCCUCCACCUCCCCCACUGGCCCAACAGUCUCCUGCGAGCAGUGCCCCCGGACCGCCUCCUCCCCCUCCCCCACCUGGUCCCCCUCCUCCCCCGGAGCUGGAUGGUGUCAGUGGAGGCGGGGACUCGCCUCAUUCUCCAAGCCCAGGUGGGAAGUCAGCAUUGCUGGAGCAAAUCAGAGAAGGAGCCCAGCUGAAAAAGGUGGAGCAGAACCACCGAGUGCCAGCCUCUAGUACGGGACGAGAUGCACUGCUGGACCAGAUCCGACAGGGAAUCCAGCUCAAGACUGUAUCAGAUCAUCCGGAGUCCAGCCUUCCAACACUGGCUCCAGCUGCAGGCAUUGUGGGUGCUCUCAUGGAAGUGAUGCAGAAGAGGAGCAAAGCCAUCCAUUCUUCAGACGAAGAUGAGGAUGAUGAUGAAGAUGAGGACUUUGAGGACGAUGACGAGUGGGAUGACUAGUGAAUAUCUCUGUUCAACCUCCCCAUCCACCCCGAUCGUUGGCACUACUAUUUCUCUUAAAGAAAAACCUUCCAGAAUCAGACUACAGUUGUAA